AUGAAGUUUUCAGCGCUCUUGUUCGCGGCCGCCGCCAACGCUCACUACACUUUCCCGCACAUCCAGGGAACCGCUGACUGGCAGACCGUUCGUAUGACCGCCAACCACUACAGCAAUGGGCCCGUCACCGACGUGUCGUCCGAGGCCAUUCGCUGUUACCAGCUGACGCCCGGUGGCGGUGGCAGCACGUCCACCUCGGCCGUCAAGGCCGGCGGCACCGUCACCUGGUCGGCCAACCCCAACAUCUACCACCCGGGCGCGCUGUCCGCCUACAUGGCCAAGGUGCCCGAGGGCAAAACACUGGCCAACUGGGACGGUUCCGGCUCCGUUUGGUUCAAGGUUUACCAGGACAUGCCCUCCGGCGGCGGGGGCCAGAUGAAUUGGCCAUCACAGAACAAAGCGAGUGUCAGCUUCACGGUGCCUUCGUGCAUCGAAAGCGGCGACUACCUGUUCCGCAUCGAGCACGUGGCGCUGCACUCCGCGUCCACGGCCGGUGGUGCGCAGUUUUACAUCUCGUGCGCACAGCUCUCCGUGUCGGGAGGCGGCUCCAAGAAGCCCACGAAUCUGGUGGCAUUCCCCGGUGCAUACAAGGCAACGGAUCCGGGCCUAAUGAUCAACAUCUACAACAACGGCGGCAAACAGUACAAACCUGCUGGGCCGGCCGUGUUUACAUGCUAA
Sporothrix brasiliensis 5110 is the source of this 678-nucleotide messenger RNA. RefSeq lists its product as uncharacterized. The coding region runs from base 1 to 678 and encodes 225 amino acids. Lineage: Eukaryota; Fungi; Ascomycota; Sordariomycetes; Ophiostomatales; Ophiostomataceae. The transcript is spliced from 3 exons. The record is from RefSeq and is a predicted model, not a curated record.